This is a messenger RNA of Pecten maximus, 1316 nucleotides long. RefSeq lists its product as uncharacterized. The coding region runs from base 625 to 942 and encodes 105 amino acids. The record is from RefSeq and is a predicted model, not a curated record. NCBI's taxonomy places the organism in Eukaryota, Metazoa, Mollusca, Bivalvia, Pectinida, Pectinidae. The transcript is spliced from 5 exons.
UUAGUUCCUACUAGGAACAGGAGGUGGGUAGGGGGUUUGGAUUUGAAUGGUGUCUGUCUGUCUGUCCCUUCACACUUCAGCUGUCAUAAACUUAGAGCUGCUAAAAGAUUAUGAAAUGUCUGGUACAGUUAGAUCCGUGAUUGGUGAUUGUAGAAUGUGCCUCACUGACAUCUACACUACCGACCAUCACUGAGCCAGCCUCCUGUCCCCAGUCAUUGUACUGGUAUAUAUUGUUGUAUGGAACCUGAUGAUGUGGACACAGCCUUCCAAGCCUUUGUCGAGUUCUUCCCAUGUCAGUUUGAAAUGAAAAUGGGAAUUGAGAAACUCGUAUUCACGGUGUCCUUGUAUGACUUUGAAUUUGGAAAGGAGUAUGAUUUCUACAUGUUCGGGGCUGUGAGGAUUCAGUUUUUCACUGAGUAGCUGGCUGGUGUCGGAGGGUGUGACUAUGUCUGUGUCCCUCCCGUCUGUUACAGUGUCUACUGCCCCAUCUGAAGCUGGCGGUGUACCAGUUUGACACGUCAUGUGACCAGAGUUCUGGUAUCUACCUGCCCACUACAGAUAUCUGGUAUUCAGACUGUCCAAAGACGAUCAACCUCCCUUCAAUCUCGGACGACAUCACCUGCAAUGUCCCAGACACAUGUACAGGAGUGCUACAAGAAACUACAAGUGAGCAUUGAGAAAAUCUACCAUGAGAAAUCCCUGAUUGGCUAUCCUUAUGGAACGGAGAAAUACUUCUACUUCUACGAGAUGGUCCGUAUGAUGUACAAGCUGGAGUAUAUGAUGUAUGACAAAAGCUACCUGAUAUCCCUAGGGAUACAGGUGUGUCUAGAGACCACUGGACCUUGUGCUCAGAAAUUCACUCUCCUUGACAGUGUACACUUCCCAGAACCAGCCUGUACCUGGGAUGCAGAAUUCGUUAACCCAGAAAAGACAGGAAGUUGACAUUCAUCAAAACAAAGACAAAGAUCAUUCUACCUGAAUGGUAUUCUCAGAGCAGAGUAAGUCACCUAAGUUUUUAUUUUACUAUUUUGCCCUGAAAGUGUGUCCAAGAAUACCCAUAUCUCAUAAUCUGUGUGUACCUGUAAAUUAAGAUACCUAAAUAUCCAUCGAGAAUGUGUCAAUCUAGAUCUGUUCAAACCUGGUGAUGAAUACCCCAUUAAAAGAUGUCCACAAGACACUGCUGUGUUGUCUGUUUUUGUAGGGAACAAUCUGUCUGAUACCUGAUCAGUUUCCUUCCUGAUCAGUUUCCUCAUUAUGUUUUAGGUACAUUUUUUAGGUCAUCUGACCCGAAGGGUCAGGAUGACCUACACUGGGAG